AUGGCCUCACUAGGCCAGGUAUGGCCUAGUGAGGAAGUGGUUGCACAUGUGGUGGCAUCAGGUGCAGGUUUUGUGGAGGACCUAGAUGAGUCGUUUAAAGAAAACCGUAAAGAUGAUAUUUGGCUUGUAGAUUUUUACGCACCUUGGUGUGGCCACUGCAAGAAACUGGAGCCUGUGUGGAAUGAAGUGGGUAUAGAAAUGAAAAACAUGGGCUCUCCAGUAAAAGUUGGGAAGAUGGAUGCAACUUCCUUUUCUAGUAUUGCAUCUGAAUUUGGAGUGCGAGGCUAUCCAACAAUUAAGCUCUUAAAAGGUGACUUGGCAUACAACUAUAGAGGACCUAGAACCAAAGAUGAUAUAAUUGAAUUUGCUAAUAGAGUGGCAGGACCUCUUAUCAGGCCACUUCCUAGCCAGCAUAUGUUCGAGCAUGUUCAGAAGAGACAUCGUGUACUUUUUGUGUAUGUUGGUGGUGAAUCUCCUUUAAAGGAAAAAUACAUUGAAGUUGCUUCAGAACUAAUUGUUUAUACGUACUUUUUUUCUGCCUCAGAAGAUGUGCUGCCUGAGUAUGUGACAUUGCCUGAAUUGCCUGCUGUUGUGGUCUUCAAAGAUGGAACUUACUUUGUUUAUGAUGAGUAUGAAGAUGGUGAUUUGUCAUCCUGGAUAAACAGAGAAAGAUUUCAAGGUUAUCUUAAUGUAGAUGGCUUUACGCUGUAUGAACUUGGAGAUACAGGAAAACUUUUGGCUAUUGCAGUCAUUGAUGAUAAAAACUCUUCAGUGGAACAUACCAGACUAAAAUCUAUUAUUCAGGAAGUUGCUAGAGAUUAUCGGGAUCACUUUCACAGGGAUUUCCAGUUUGGCCACAUGGAUGGAAAUGAUUAUAUUAAUAGUUUACUAAUGGAUGACUUGACAAUCCCUACUAUUGUUGUAUUGAAUACCUCCAAUCAGCAGUAUUUUCUACCAGAUAGGCACAUUGAGAACACAGAAGACAUGGUUCAGUUUAUUAACAAUAUCUUGGAUGGUACAGCUGAAGCACAGGGUGGUGAUGGACUUCUGCAACGAAUCAAGAGAAUAAUCUAUGAUGCCAAGUCUACUGUAGUGUCUGUGUUCAAGAGUUCACCACUUCUGGGAUGCUUUCUCUUUGGGUUGCCCCUGGGGGUCAUCAGCAUUAUGUGUUAUGGAAUCUGCACAGCUGAUACAGAUGGAGGGGUAGAUGAACAUGAGGCAGCUAAAAAGGAAAAUGGUGAUCGUGAGCUCACAGACGAAGGCAGUGAGGAAGAACAAGAGGAAGAAAAGAACGGAAAAUAUACAGAACUUUCAGAUGGAGAGCUUAAACAGAAAGACAUAAUGGAAAAGAAAAAAGACUAACUUGUUUAGCAAAAGAAUUCGCUAGAAUUUCCAAAUAGACUUAUUUAUUGAAGGUAGUCAUUUAUUGAUGAUCUUCAUGAAAGAGGACCUUUUUGUCUGCAUUAUGGUAGUUUUGACUUGCAUGUAUUCAAAUUUUAUCAGAAAUUGACA
Nipponia nippon (crested ibis) is the source of this 1512-nucleotide messenger RNA. The record is from RefSeq and is a predicted model, not a curated record. NCBI's taxonomy places the organism in Eukaryota, Metazoa, Chordata, Aves, Pelecaniformes, Threskiornithidae.